Molecule: messenger RNA, 1248 nt
Organism: Drepanopeziza brunnea f. sp. 'multigermtubi' MB_m1
Lineage: Eukaryota; Fungi; Ascomycota; Leotiomycetes; Helotiales; Drepanopezizaceae
Source: RefSeq, a predicted model, not a curated record
AUGCCUCGCUUAGCCUGUCACAGGUCAAGGGGCCCCCAACCUGCUUCAAGAGCUACGGACCCCUUUUCGAGACCCGCGGAACCUCCUUUAAUGCUACCGAACGACCCAAGCACUCGGAAUACCUUCGAAGCCUUAGACGAAGACGCGUCGGACCUCGAUUUUGACCUCGAUUCACUACUUUAUUCGAAGCCAGAAAGUCAUAUAAAGGCUAGAUUAAUUAUCGAAGACUUCUUGGAUAUAAAGAAAGCAAUUGCGCGAGACCUCGACGACCUCCGAAAUUUGACAAUUACGAAGGACGUGCAACAGCGUAAAGAGAAAAUCGAAGAGGCUAUAAGGCAUAAGGAGGAGCUCAAGGCAGCAAGGCAAUCAUCAAAGCGAAGUUCUCGCGAUUCACUUCCUUCUCCCGUUCCUUUACUACUUCAGCUACCGAUUUUAUCACCGAAGGAACACGCUAAGAAAUACGAGCAAGCUCCUGCUGGCAACCCUAACGACCUUGACGGCUCGGACGGUGAUCCAGAAAGAGGGAAUAGAAGGGGAAGCGAGUGGAAUAGGCACGGAAGAAGAGGAAGAGGACACGGUGGCCCGACAAAGGGACAAGGAAAUGAGCCGCCAAGGGACCUUGGACGAGGAUACGAGCCCCUCGACGGACCCGGGCCAAACCGACCCCUUAUUAACACCCCUUUUUCGACCCGAGUGCUAGCCAAGCACAGCACACCUGCGUACGGCACCCCGGGAGCCCCAGACGACGACGAUUUUCCUGAGCUCGGAACGGCAGACCCUUACCCAAAAGCGAAAGAGUUAGCUUUAUUUGCAAGGAGUUUUCUAAAAGAGCUAAAGUAUUCAAGGCCGAAAAACGAUUUUAAUACUCGGCUCAGGAUUUUUGCCGAUCACGCGUGCCGAUACGGGUUGACAAUCGAUGAUUACUUGGCUGCUUUCUCGAUUAUGCUCGCCGAGGAAGCAAUUGAGUUUUAUUACAACUACGAAGAAAUCUUAUUGGAAUUGAUUCGGAAGGAGAAUCCAGCUAAUUCGCUAGCUGAGUGCUUUGAAAAGCUCGAAAAGGAGCUAAGAGCAGUGCAAAAAGCUCUCCGUCUAGGUUUGAGAGAUGAUCGUAGUUUCGCUAAUAAGCUAUAUUCAGCUUAUAAAAACGUGCCAGAGACGACUAUUGCGCGGAUGAACCCCGCAAUCACUUCUACCGCUGCAAUUGCUGAUAUUCGCCGAGCAAUUGCUUUUGCAACUGAGAUCAUUUAA